Molecule: messenger RNA, 4387 nt
Organism: Asterias rubens (European starfish)
Lineage: Eukaryota; Metazoa; Echinodermata; Asteroidea; Forcipulatida; Asteriidae
Product: WD repeat-containing protein 64-like
Exons: 26
Coding region: 373-3888 (1171 amino acids)
Molecular function (GO): protein binding
Source: RefSeq, a predicted model, not a curated record
AAGCAUGCUUUGUGAUAACCGGUCCCGUCAUUAAGUGAACAUUUCUUGCAGUUGUUAUGCUGUCAUAUUAUAUCUGGUUGAAAUGGAACCAUGAAAUGAUCAGUUACUUCAUAAUAGCUUGUUGAUGUGUUGGGAUUGACUGUUUACACCAGUAUCACCUGAAGUUAAACACGACUGCCAUUUACCGAACACCAAUGCUGAGAAACCAAAAUCUGUGAAGUGUCGUCCGGCUAUAUUCUACCGCGCUGCUGCAUACACCGCGCUGAUUUUCUGAAGUUCUCUUGCCAGGAUUUAUUUGCUUUUGUUUGGGAAUGAUAAUGAUGGACACAAGUGGAAUUUAUCAAACAUGAAAGGCUGCAUUCUUCAGCAAUUAUGGCAUCUGUAGAGAAGGAUUUUGGUGGACUGGGGCGACCGUACACAUCGCAGACGUUCACGCUAAAGUUGAAACAGUUCGAGUUGUACAUUGCGGAACUAACCCAGCAGGACAGCGAGGCUAGCGCAGAGGAGAGACGGCAGACAUUGAAUGAGAACCUUCGCUUUGAUGUUUUCUGCGAUGCCAUUCGUUCGUUAUUUGGUCCGGAUAUACGCAGUCAAGACUUGAAGGCUAUCUUCAGAAAGAUCAGCACCAACCCUGAUGCUAAGGUUGACUGGAGUGAGCUAUUUGGUUAUUUUCAGUCAGAAGACGAGGAACCAGACCAGAUCCUAAGUGAAGACAUCAGUGUCUUCACUGUAUCCAAGAAACACCGCAUUGGAGAGGCUGCAGGUGACAAGAAACGACGAGAUGUUAUUAGUGCAGUUACUCAUAAUCCUAGCAUUGAUAUCUACAUAUCCGCUUCACAAAAAGGUGCUAUAUCAGUCUGGAAUAGUAAGAGUCUAAGACUUCAAGCUUGCUGUGAUGUCAACGAAACAUCCUGGGUUACUGGUAUUGACUAUUUACCUAGCCUGAGACGAGUGGCUGCUGCAACUGAGCGUAGCAUAUGCAUAUGGGAUCACAGGGCUAAAGGCAAGAACCAGAGUAUCUUCAGCAUCAAGCCAACCGAUAACUCAGUACAGUGUAUGACCUAUGUCCCUUACAACACCUCCAUCCAUGAAGACAGUAUACUGUUUGGUGACGAUCUCGGUUACGUCAAUCUGCUUAGGAUAGCCGCUAAGGACCUCAACACUAAGCAUGCUAAGGUGGACAAGAGGAAUGGAAAUUUGGUUAUCGAGCCAGCCACGCUUAGCUACCCGAUACAGAAGAGGAAGUUACAUGAUGACUGGGUCUUAAAGGUCAAAUACCUGGCUGAUCUUCGUUGUUUUGCUUCAUGCUCACCGAGCAGCUCAACGUCAUUUGUCCUAGAAUCCAUCGACAGAUUAAGCGACUCAAUCCCUUGUAAGUCCUUGAGCAUACCAAAGGGUGUCAAUUGUUUCGCUUUCUGCGCCCACGCCAACGUGAUCGCAACGGGAGGCAACGAUAAGAUCAUUCGUAUCUGGCAUCCACAUAUAUUCUCCAGACCCACCGGCAAGAUGAUCGGACACUUGUUUACCAUCAUUGACGUUGCUGUCAAUGAGAAAGAUCAACACGUCGUCAGCUUAUCCACAGCAAGGGUAUUCCGUGUGUGGGACAUCCACACCCUGACUAGUUUACAGGUCUUCACUGAUAAUGAAGAGCGGCCAGGUGAGAAGAGGAUCCACUGCAUGGUGUAUGAUGAGAGACAUGAACGACUCAUUACAGGUUCAAGCGUUCUGGAUUUAUGGCCAUUAACCAGGACAGUACAGGACACCAUGCAAGUACCUCACACUCAUGAUAGGCCUAUAGCACAGGUCCUAUUCAAUCUAGAACUCAACCAAGUGGUGACAGUGUGUACAGAAUCUAUCAUCAAGGUAUGGGAGUUGGAGUCAGGCAAGCAAGUGUACCAUGUGACCGAGUCACAUGGUCCUAAUGUUGAAAUCACGGCGAUCGCUAUCGACAAGACUGGCUAUAGAUUAGCAUCAGGGGCAUUAGAUGGAUCAUUAAAGGUGUGGGAUUUUGGAAGUGGGCAAGAGAUUAGAUCCUGGAUGCCUAAUCUGGAGUCUGAGCGAGGAGAUGAGGACAUUGGUGUGACCAGCCUGCUGUAUAUUGAAGUCAAAGAGAGACGCUGUAUAGUAGCGUCAGGUUGGAACAACAAGCUAAGAUUACUAGAAGACUCCCAGGAUGUUGGUGACCUGACUUUGUAUGCCGAGUUCUCUGAUUUAUUUCACCUCUCCUCGUCGGACAGUCCAUCGUUACAUCCAGGGAGUCUGAGCAGUCGUAGUUCCAGCUCGUUCAGUCGGUCCAGACCGCUGCCCGAUAUCGGCCACGCAUCGGCGCAAAUCACAAACAUCAAUAGAAAGGAAAACAUUCUCGAGAGUCAUGAAGUGACGUGUCUAGCGCCCCUGACUUCCGACUCAAUGGCGACUGGUUGUGCUAAUGGAAACAUUGUCAUAUGGGACACUGUCACUGCUACAGUACAACAGAUAUUUCGGUUGCCAAGCAUGUCAGCUAAUGAUAAGAAUGAACAUGAAGAGAAGACUACACAUCCACGACAGGUCAACUCAUUAUUGCUGAUGGUACAUCGGACAAGAAAACCUGAUCCUGCAUACAUCAAGAAGUUGACGGGCCAUGUCUCCCCAAGUGAUCACAGCUCAAUGGAUGAGGAUAAAAAUACUGGUACUGAGUCGUUCACUGGUUCCCAAUCAAGGGCUAUGACUAGUGUGUCACAUAGGGAUGUUAACACAGCAGUAGGAACUGCUGAGGAGAUGGAGACCAACCAAGACGAGGGAGGCAUACCAGCAGAAAAAGAUACGGUCAGUAAGGAAGAGCUAAUGGAGGACAAUGCGAAAGACGGGACAGAGAGACUGCCGACAGCAGAGGGCGCCGUCCUCGAUGAGGAUGCUGACGAGGAGUUGGAGAAUAUUGACCCAACGGCUAGGAUGAUCGUAACGACCUAUGACCCCAUCCUGGUGUCGUGUCAUUCAGAUGCUCUUAUUCAAUUCUGGAACAUGAAGGGAGAGAUGGUACGUGAGAUCUCGGCCAUGACUCGGAGGCAAGGUUCAGCUGUUACUGCUAUAUGCGCUGAUGAAGACUGCAAUGUUCUCAUCACUGGAGACAAUAAGGGAUAUAUAACAAUGUGGAGUGUGGACAUGUUUCUGGAGAAUCCACAAUCCGAUGAAAAUGAGUUGAUUAAACAGUUGAUUAGUUGGAGGGCACACCUUAGCCGCAUCGUGACCCUCGUCUACACCAAUCACAUGAAAUCCAUCAUCUCGGGAUCAUUGGAUGGAUCCGUCAGACUCUGGUAUGCUGAGGACCCAGCUCGUGGUCACUUCAUGGGAUUCUUCAGUCAACACCGUCCUUGGAACUUCCCGAGUCUUGAGAGGAGUAGCACCCCCGUGUUGCCUUAUGACAUCACCGAAGGGCCCCUCAGGCCGAUGAAAAAUGUCAAUGAGAAGAAGCACAAGACAACUCAGAGCUACGAGUACCCGCUGGUGUUUGACGACAAUAAAUGGAAGCCAUUCCGACGUUCAGCCUACGUCCAAACCAGAACCAAACACAAGGAACCAGAAGACAUGAAGUUCUUUGAGGCCUUGCAGAAGCCACAGUUCUACAAUGAUCACCUGAAGAGUGGAAGGACUGGCGAGAUGAGUCUAGGUGCUGUCUUCAGAGCACUACCUGUGUACACUGUGAAGACUCCAGAGCUUGUGAAAACUCCUUCUAUGGAAUUUGGUAAUUCAACAUGGACGACAGACUCCUUCCUGUUUGCCCCGCCCCCUUCUAAAACUAACAAGUCAACCUCUCCAACCAAGGAAGCAGGAAAGGUGAAAUCUCAACACAGACGCAGCGCAAAAGAUCCUACAUCCACGAGUCCCAUGCCAUCACCAAGAAAGAGGUAGUUAUCACCAAAGAGCGCCCUCUAUCGAGCCAUGACUGACAGAAGCUGACAUCGGGUUCAGGUCAAAAUAUCUUGUUUUUGUUUUUUACACUCGGAUUAAAAAUGCAACGUUUUUUUUUAUUCAUGUUGUACAUUUUUACUUCAAUGAUCUUGAGCACAACUCUAAUGUAACAUUCACAAAUUAAUCUCUUAUGUAUAUAUUUUUUAUACCUUUACUUUUUCAUUGAAUGAGAUUUUAUACAGUAAUCAUUGUAAAAUUUUCACAAUUUUUUUUUAUUUUGAAAAACCCACCGUCAUUGAGCGUCUUUCUUAAAAAUUACUCCUUGAGUCUUGCACAACGCAAACUUUUGUGCAUGUUUGAGCAUGAUUUUGACUCCCAAACCAGCGGACGGGAUAGGCGUGUUGUGCAAAGGGGCAUGUGAGUUACCAUGUUUAUCCUGUUUUUAUAUUUAUUUUUCAUUUUUUAUAUGCAAGUCGCCAGACACACGAGGCCUGAAGGC